AUGAAAUAUUUAUUGGUAGAUGAUGGAGGGAAGAAAGGGUUAGAAGGUCGGCAUAGAAACGAGAUCAGGGACGAGAUUUUACAGGGAUUUGGAACAGUGAAUGAAAAGAAAUUGCAAUCUAUUGUUAUUGUUCACUUAGCAGUUCAGAUCCUUAACGAAGUUGAAAAGAAAACUCCUUAUAUUCUCCUGUGCCAAUCUGUCAAUGCUAUGCUAUUAAGAAUACUACCAAUAUGUGUUAUUUAA
This is a messenger RNA of Clunio marinus, 243 nucleotides long. Lineage: Eukaryota; Metazoa; Arthropoda; Insecta; Diptera; Chironomidae. The record is from the annotation of a GenBank genome assembly.